Alligator sinensis (Chinese alligator) is the source of this 3838-nucleotide messenger RNA. It is a transcript of the gene VPS37D, whose product is annotated as VPS37D, ESCRT-I subunit. Gene Ontology annotation, cellular component: ESCRT I complex. The record is from RefSeq and is a predicted model, not a curated record. The transcript is spliced from 4 exons. Bases 1952 to 2869 code for a protein of 305 amino acids. Gene Ontology annotation, biological process: protein targeting to vacuole; ubiquitin-dependent protein catabolic process via the multivesicular body sorting pathway; protein targeting to membrane. NCBI's taxonomy places the organism in Eukaryota, Metazoa, Chordata, Crocodylia, Alligatoridae.
AAAAGAUCAUCAGAGUUCAUUUUGGAAACCAGAAAGUUGUUUGGGGUUUUUUUUCCCCUCCUUUAUGGUACUCAACAAACACGUCAUGCUUUUGAUCUUGGAGCAAGCGGAGCUUGACAGAGAGGAGAAAGGAGAACAAUCGGAAGGCACCGAGGCUGCUUGAAGGAAAAAUAAUUGUUUGUGUCUGGUGCGGGUAGUUCUUGGAUGUAGCUGGAAAUGUAUUUGUUAAUGUCUGCUUUGUUUCUACUUUUUCCUGGCUGCAGUCAGUUGUGGUUUUGAUCAGAAAAAAUGAAAAUGUCAUCGUAAUAAGAUUAAGAGAUAAUAGGCUUCUCUAAAGAUUUGGAUAUGGAGCCUUUAUUGGAUAUCCAGAAGAUCCUCUAUAGCUGGCAGGGAGGAUUACCAUCUAGCAAAGAAUUGAAUAAUAACAGUAGUUAGACUCUCCCUACCCAGAUAUCACAGGCACUUUGCUAGAAGACCUGCUGUAUUGUCACAAGACCUGCUACACAGCAAGGAAAUGGCUUUGAGUAAAAAAACUUGCGGUCUUGAGACCUGGUCUUCCUCUUCCCAGUCCAAAGGUUUUUCUUCCAUGUUAGCAAUACUUUCCUGUCUCAUUUUGACCUAAAUUUCAGUCUAGGAUUUAUUUCUUGCUAUAGUAGUGCCAACUUCGGCCCAGGAAGUUUUGAUAACUUCUCUUCAGGAGUCAGUCUGGGGAGAAUUGCUUGGAGGCCAUAGAUACAGGAACUGUUCCUGGAAAGAUGGACUUCGUGGAUGCUCAGCUGAAUGCAUCCAGUGCUAAGGGAGAACACGGUGAUGGUUGCAGCACCAAAAGAUCUCUCCUGGACCUGGGUUAGCAUCAGGAUCAAAAUCUGUCUUGUAAUCUCCCAGAUAGACCAGCAGAAUAUCUAAUGCACUAGGGGCUUGGCUGAGCAUGGGGAAACCAGCCUUUGUAGAGGGGGGCGGAGGGGAGGCCCCCUGCUCAGAGUCACCAUUCCUUUCCACUGGCCUCCCGUGUUUUGUUUCCAAGCCCAGUCCCGCCCUGAGGUAUCAUAGAGGCAUCUGUCAAAGCGCUUCCUGUGCGAGUACUAUGCUUUACCUUUCCUUUCGUAUUUUGAUGGCAUCCUGAAUGCAGUAAACGAAACCAAAAUAAAACUGAGCCUAGGGGACCUAUCACGUGAGAAAUUUCUAGAGCAGGGUGCACAGAAGGCACCAGCAAGAUCCUGUGCCCAUCAGCCAGCACUUCCAUGCUAGCAGCUGCAGGACCUCUCUCACAUCACUGUGGGCAGCAGGGGUGCGGGUUGUUGGUCAAGGCACUGUCAUAGAAGCAGAGCACAGAGAUUUCACCCUCAGUCCCUAGAUGUCAAGCUCCAAGGGGACUGGUGUCCAGCAGCUAAGGGGUUGCAUUUAGCAUCCUUACAAACGGCCUUAAUGCCAUGUUGAGAUGACAAAAUCAAGUGUUUGACAGUGUAACAUUGUCCAAAUUCAAGUUGUUUUAGAAAUUUGAACUUGCCCAUGUUGCACUUUUCUCUGUUUCAUGGUGGAAAUUAGUAAUAGAGCAGUGCAUCGCAGCUGGGCAUGAAAGAACCCCUAUGUCGCUUGAUGCAGCUAGUGGGGCAGCUCCCUGGCACAUUUGGAGACUGCACAAUCUGUUUACAGAGCUGAAGCUUUUAGUAAUAAAGGCUCCUUCCCUUACGAUUGUGAAGAAACUUUGCAAAAGCAGCUGGUGUUGCGCUGCAUGCUGGAGCCUGCUGUCAACCCUAAUGCCCUCUGCUGCUGCUCAGAUUUGUCAGUGGUUGCAGACUGCUUGGGUACACAAUGACAGUUCACAUCUUUGGGUUGCAGUGAUCUGAUAAGUGAUAACUAUAUCUGCUUGCCCUACUGCUGUCCAUGUGUGAGAGCUGCAGAAGCAAGUGCUGGGUCAGGGCAGAGGAAUAGAGCCUUGGGUAAGAGUGAAAUGGAGGCCUCAUCUUUCUCUCUUCUCCCCAGCGUCAAGUCUGAAGAGGGGGAAGAAGAGGCAGGACACUUCUGUUUCCAUCCAGUAGUGGAGGAGAAAGGCGGGUGCUUUGAAUUAAACAGGCACCACGUGGAUUUAUUGGAGCUGCAGGACAAUACCAAAUUCCAGAGCUUGCAGCUGGAGCGGGAAAUGUGCCUGGCUUUAAACUAUACUCUGGCCAAGGAAAACCUGUCCUUGCAGCCACAGCUAGAGAAUGGCAAAGCUUCACUGGCCAUAAAAUACCAGGAGCUGAAGGAGAUGAGGGAGGCGUGUCAAGAAAAGCAACAGCGAGUGGCGGCCUACCUGGAGAAGUGGAACCCCCAGAGUGCUCUGACCCGUCUCCAGGCCGAUCUGGAUGCAGCUGAGACAGAGUCGGAGGUGCAGAUGGAGAAAUUCCUGUCCCAGGAGAUGCCUCUGGAUGCCUUCCUGGAAUCCUUCCAGCAGAGCCGGAUGGUGUCCCACCUCCGCCGGACGCAGGUGGAGAAGCUUCAGGAGCUCCUGAAGAAGCCACCCAGCCUGCGCUCCACGUGUUCCAAGGGACAGGAACCCCCCUCGCCAAGCCCAGCUCCCACCCACAUCGCUCUGGUGCAGAACAAAGCCACGCCCAAGAUGUUCCAGCUCCACUAUGGCUUUACUCCUGCCAUUCUGGUCUCCUCAGAUGCUGUCAUCCCCUUCCCUAUGGCUGUUGCCCCUCCCAGCCGAAACCUCCCUCCCCUAGGACCCAGUGCAGGCCAGAUGCCAGUGUCUCGUGCCCACCCUCCGCGCCUGUGCUCCCCUCUGCGGCUCAUGGGACACAUCUCUCUGUUAAGCCCACGGCCUUUUCGGGUGGAGCCCUCACGCUUAUCCUGCCAACAGAAGCAGGAGCCACCUCACCGGUAGCUGGGAGGAGUGAUGGGAUGUCCUCAUACCUGAGCCCUUGUUGCACCCACUGGCCUGUUUAUGUGAACUUCUUACAUCAGAGAAUGAACCUGAGCUGAGCACAUGGCACCCCCCAGCCAGGCAGCUUGAAGGCAUAAUUCAAUUCCUUCCCAUGCCCUUGUGAAGCUGGCAGGGUGGGGGGCAAUGGGAUGGCUACCUGGAAGUGCUCAAGGAUGCAGCAGCCAGCAGUAUGGUUUGCUAGCUGUCAAGUGGUCCACUGGACUCCACAGGUGGGAGAGGGAGUCUGAGACCAGUGGUUGCACUAUGGGGUUUCCCAAGAAGCUGGGUGCUGCCAUGGCAGAUGUCACUCUGAGUCUGUAGUGGUGACUGAUAAUCAGGCAGGGGUAUUUGGUUUGGGGUGUUGGGAGUGGUUUUUAGGUUUGAGGGACAGCUGAUAGCUUCAGCCAGUUCAUGUGGGAGGGGAGGGAAGGGAGGAAAGGGGAGAAGAUGGCUGUCACGCUUCAGGGACGGAACGGCUUCUUUGUGAUGGAGGCGAUUACAGCGCAGCCAUGUUCCUGUGAGGUUCCAGUGACAGCAGGGGUCAUGGGGGCAGAGGGAAGAGUGGAUGGGAGCAGGCCACCAGGUUACAGUGGCAGUGAGUAAGAUGCACUGCAGAGACUAUUCCAGCUCUGGAAGAAAAAGGGCUUGCCCUGCUGUCACCCUCUUCUCCUGUUCUGCCUGUUCGUAGGAUAUAGGUAAUUCCUGUGCAUUGAGUGCAAGUUGUUAUGGGUGGGGAGUUCUACAGGGACAAGUAUGAGCCCCCCAUAUGGUGCUGGGCUUGUUUCAUGCAUGUGUGGGGUGUGUUGGAGGGCUACCCAAGGAAGACCGGGCAUGAAAGUUGAUUUCCAAAUAAAGGCGUUUUCCAGACUUUCCUCUUUGCUUCUGACUUGUACUGUCAGAGGUGCUCUGCCCACCAUUCUGCACCUGCCC